Messenger RNA from Sebastes umbrosus (honeycomb rockfish), 1295 nucleotides. It is a transcript of the gene tvp23b, whose product is annotated as trans-golgi network vesicle protein 23 homolog B (S. cerevisiae). The coding region runs from base 99 to 704 and encodes 201 amino acids. Gene Ontology annotation, cellular component: Golgi membrane. Lineage: Eukaryota; Metazoa; Chordata; Actinopteri; Perciformes; Sebastidae. The record is from RefSeq and is a predicted model, not a curated record. The transcript is spliced from 7 exons. Gene Ontology annotation, biological process: protein secretion; vesicle-mediated transport.
CAAUAUACGUGGCAUGCUUUGGUCACCUGACCACCGCCCACAGUGACGUCAUUUCCAGCUGAGCAUGUAACCCGGAAGCAGCCUGAUCACAUCUCAACAUGCUAACAGAAGAUAACAAUGAUGAAGACGUGUCUCUGUUUGACGCGGAGGAGGAUACAGGGAAAAGGUCAAAGAAGACGAACAUUAAGCAUCCACUGGCCUCCUUCUUCCACCUCUUCUUCCGAGUCAGCGCCGUCAUCGUGUACCUGCUCUGUGGGAUUUUCAGCAGCAGUUUCAUCGGCUGCAUGGUCACAAUAAUCCUUCUGCUCUCAUGUGACUUCUGGACAGUAAAGAACAUCACUGGGAGGUUGAUGGUUGGUCUGAGGUGGUGGAACCAGGUGGAUGAUGACGGGCGCAGCCACUGGGUGUUUGAGUCUAGGAAGGGCACUGGGAAGCAACAAGGGUCCGAUUCAGAGUCCAGAAUCUUCUGGAUCGGACUGAUUGUUUGUCCGGUCCUCUGGGUCUUCUUUGCUUUCAGCACCCUCUUUUCCUUCAAGAUUAAAUGGGUGCCUGUGGUGAUCAUGGGUGUGGUGCUACAAGGGGCCAACCUCUACGGUUACGUGCGGUGUAAAGUGGGAGGCAAGACCAGCUUGAAGAAUAUGGCUACUAAUUACUUUGGACGACAGUUCCUCAAACAGGCGAUGUCUAAAGAAGAGGAAUCAUAGAGUGCAGCUCUGCGAUUUUAACACGUUUGCAUUAUUCUUAAUGCUAUUAUAUAUAUAUAUUCUUUUAGCAAGUGGAUUCAUAGCAAGACAUCUUUUUGCAACAUGAACUGAAAAUAACCAUUUUUCAUUUUUCCCCUUUCUUUUAAUGUACUGUGCGAUUUAAUCAGUCCCAAUAGAGUUUCCUUUUGUUUUCCACCGAGAGUUGUUGUUGCAGUUUCCAAUAACUGAAGCCCAGCAAUAAACCCUCACAGACUUUAACUUAAAUAUAAAUGCAUGAGUGGAAAAAGGGUGUAACUGCUUGGAAUGUUAAACUGACUGUAGUUUGAUGUGUUAUGUAGCCUCACAGCUCCCUGAGGUGUCUUUAGUUUGUCUUAUUUAGUUUGUUUUCAUUGCCUCUUUGACUUUAAUCUUUAUAAAAAAAAUAAAAAAAAGGUUGUUUCCGAGAGGUAUUAUACAAACACUUUUGUUUGUAUAAUAGACAAGGUUGUAAAGUAACAGUGUAAAGUAUUCCAGGAGUUUGUAAAUAUGUAUGUAAAGAAACUAUGAGGAACAUCUUCUUUUGUGCAAAUACAUUUGUAACAUUUUUCCGAA